GGACACUUUCGUCAACAUCCUGUGCCAAUUCAACACCCUCUUGUACCUGUGUACAAAUCGUAUAACACUUGCGUGAGCCCAUCAACAUGAGCCAAGGAGUCAACGGCUUACCCACGGGUCAGCCACCGACAACACCUUUUUAUCCGUACGCAGGGUUACACCCAGCCGACGAUGGUUACGAUUCGACCUUCCACAUCUUCCCACCGGACUACUAUCCGUCGGAGUGCGAUUAUCCGACGCAGAUCCUAGACAGCAUGCGCAUGGCUCCGUCCCAGCGCUCGCAACGAUUCCACAUAAGCAACAUCCUGGAGCUGAACAAUCAGCACCAGCAGCAGCAGCAGCAACAACAACAGGAUCCUCCUGGCAAAGACCAACCUGGCGUGUCAAGCCUGCCACCAUCCACAAUCCUGCAGCAUCACGGACCCCACCCGGCCACGUAUCCUUUCACACUUUCCGAGCUGGAAUCGCAACAACACGCGGCACAACAAACGCUCGACGUAUCCUCGGCCAACUCUAGCUAUCCUGGUGCCACGGCGGAUGAUCAAACGCACCUUCCGUACGGUACGAUGUCCUCCCAGGGCACAUCCUGCCUUCCACUGCAACCCGUGUUGAAUCCUUCCGCAAUCGGUGCCUCGAUGCCGUACGAUCCUCCACCGUACUAUUCGUACUCACAUCACGCCCAUCAUCUGUUUGGUGGUUCCAGUGCUGCUUUGGGAGCAGCUCCAGAACCUUCCAGGACGUCCUAUCCCUACGGAGCCGUCAAUCUGGAUUACGUGCCAUCGGUUAUCCAACAUAGCGCUUCGAAUGAGGUGCCCAACUCGAGCCAGCAGCUCAGUCCGGACAGUACAUCCCCCGGACCGGAGCUGUACUCGUUGGCCAGCUAUAGCAACAUCCCGCGGGUUGUAAACGAAGCGUCCGAUCGGUUGGUUGCCCUCGAAUCCGAUGGACCGUCGCUGGAUCCGGAGUGUUCUGUGGACACGAACAACAACAAUAAUGCCAGCAGCAACAGCAAUAACCAGCACAGCCCACAGGACGAUCUGGUGGAUGAUAUGGACUCACCGGAUCCUCGUGGCGGUGGCCGAUCGGGUGGAUCCCGUGGAGACAUUGGUGGUGGUGGCCAUAAGAAGCGCAAACGGCGCAUCCUUUUCUCUAAGUCGCAAACUUUCGAGCUUGAGCGGCGUUUUAAGCAAGCGCGCUAUUUAUCCGCACCGGAGCGGGAACACUUGGCCAGUAUGAUCAGUCUCACGCCGACGCAGGUGAAGAUUUGGUUUCAAAAUCAUCGUUACAAGACGAAGCGUGCUCAGACGGAGAAAAGCGGUGGGUAUCCUGUUAAUGUGCUGGGAGCGAGUCCUCCGAAGAAGAUCAACCCGCCGGUGUUGGUGCGCGAUGGUAAACCGUGUCAGGAUCAGCUGCAGCACCAGCGCCAUCAUGCUGUGCAGUCCCAGCAGCAGCAACCGCAGCAGCAGCAGCAGGGACAAGGACAUACCCAUCCGCAUGCACAUGUUGCACCGGGACAUUUUCUUUCGAGUGGGGUACAUCAUUCGCCGUUCGGUGCCGUUCACGGGUCCGGUUUGCAGCCUUCCAGCGCAGGGAUGCUCGCAGGGGCACACGGUGGUUCGCCUCGCAUGUGGUGA
This is a messenger RNA of Anopheles nili, 1634 nucleotides long. RefSeq names its product homeobox protein vnd-like. The transcript is spliced from 4 exons. Gene Ontology annotation, biological process: regulation of transcription by RNA polymerase II; cell differentiation. NCBI's taxonomy places the organism in Eukaryota, Metazoa, Arthropoda, Insecta, Diptera, Culicidae. Gene Ontology annotation, molecular function: RNA polymerase II cis-regulatory region sequence-specific DNA binding; DNA-binding transcription factor activity, RNA polymerase II-specific. The record is from RefSeq and is a predicted model, not a curated record. Bases 87 to 1634 code for a protein of 515 amino acids. Gene Ontology annotation, cellular component: nucleus.